Molecule: messenger RNA, 2199 nt
Organism: Lodderomyces orthopsilosis Co 90-125
Lineage: Eukaryota; Fungi; Ascomycota; Pichiomycetes; Serinales; Debaryomycetaceae
Product: dipeptidyl-peptidase III
Exons: 1
Coding region: 1-2199 (732 amino acids)
Biological process (GO): proteolysis
Cellular component (GO): cytoplasm
Molecular function (GO): dipeptidyl-peptidase activity; metalloexopeptidase activity
Source: RefSeq, a predicted model, not a curated record
AUGCCAUUUACUGUGGUUGGCGAUCACGCGGCUCCACAAUUCUCCUCGUACGACAUUGAAAUUUUAUUCGCCACUAAACACAACAUAAAGAGUACAAGAAGUCAAUACGCAGUGACUACUACCCAAUUUUUCACCAAUAUCUUCAUUAUGUCUACAAGAUUGUUUUAUGCCGACUCAGAGGCUCCAAUUGUCUCAUUAUCAGCCAAAAAACACUUUGAUCAAUUAUCAUCACCCAAUUUACAAAAAUAUGCACACCAUUUGUCAAGAGCUUCAUUUCAUGGUUCAAGAGCCGUAUUAGAUUCAGUGUCUCCCGAGAGUCCUUAUAUUUAUGACUUUAUUUUACUCAUUCAUGAGAAAUUGAACCAACCACAUUCAAAUCAAGAGUACAUUGAUAAAUUGUCGGGGAUUGGCAAACAAGAUGUGACUUAUUACUUGGAAUAUGCUGCUCAAUUCUUGGACAAUUUGGGUAAUUAUAAGUCCUUUGGUGAUAGGAAGUUUAUUCCCAGGAUUGAGAGGGAGAAAUUUUGUCAAUUGGUCGAGAAGGUCAACGAUAAGGAUGUAUCAGAUUUAUACAACAAGGUGGAGCAUCAAAUAUACGACACUGACCGAGGAUUAUUGGGGUAUCCUGACCACGAUCUUUUGUCAAACUAUUACCCACAUAGUGCAAACAUCACCAAAGAUGAGAUCGACGCCGUAAAUAAAGCUUUAUCUUCAGCAGGAAUCAUGCCAGAGAAUACCAGAGUUGUAAAAGGUGAAAAUUCAUACACAGUUCUUGUUGCAUCAGCCGAAUCAGAGGACAUUUACUCAAAAUUAAACUUGCAAACCGACGAUGGCUCAAAAAUUGUGUUUCAAUUUGGUGAUCAUGCAAAGGACUUUACCAAGAUUGUUCAAGAAUUGGAGAAUGCUUUGCCUUAUGUUGCCAACGAAACACAAAAGAGACUCAUCACAUACUAUAUUGAAUCAUUCAAGACGGGUUCAAUGGCAGCUCAUAAGAAGUCACAAAUUGAAUGGGUUAAAGAUUUAAAGCCCGAAGUUGAAUCGAAUAUCGGAUUCAUUGAGACUUACAGGGACCCAUCUGGUGUACGUGGUGAAUGGGAAGGGUUAGUCGCUAUGGUUAAUCAUGAACGUACUGCAAAGUUCUCCCAAUUGGUGGAGAAUGCUGGGAAAUUUAUUGCCCAAUUACCAUGGGACAAAUUUUACGAAAAGGAUACUUUUACUCCACCUGAUUUCACAUCAUUGGAAGUGUUGACUUUUGCUGGAUCUGGUGUUCCUGCAGGUAUCAAUAUCCCUAACUACGAUGAUGUCCGGUUAAAUUAUGGAUUCAAGAAUGUUUCUCUUGGAAAUGUUCUCUCUGCAAACCCCAAAAACCCUAAAAAGGAAGAAAUCAUUACCUUUAUUGAAGACCAAGACUUGUUCAAGAAAUGGAGAGAUGAUUCAUUUGAAGUUCAAGUGGGAUUGCAUGAGUUAUUAGGACAUGGAAGUGGUAAGUUAUUGCAAGAAACCGAACCAGGAAAAUUCAAUUUCGAUAAACUGAAUACCGAUAUCAAAUCAUACUAUAAGCCUAACGAAACUUGGGCUGGCGUUUUUGGUGCCAAUAGUGGAUCCUAUGAAGAAUGUCGUGCUGAAUUAGUGGCAUUGUACUUGAUUCUCAAAGAUCCUACCCAAGUAUUACCAAUCUUUGGCAUCGAGUCUGAAAAGGAUCAAGAGGAUGUCAUGUACAUUGCUAGUUUAUUAAUGAUUCGUGCUGGUUUAUUAGGAUUGGAAUACUGGGACCCAGAAGCUAAGAAAUGGGGUCAGCCACAUAUGCAAGGACGAUUUGCCAUCAUGAAACAAUUGCAUAAAGCCGGGGUAUUUGAAUUUAAAUCAUCUAAUCCAGAUUAUUCCGAUUUGAAGAUUGUUGUUGAUAAAUCUAAGCUCCAUGACGGAACUGCUGUUGAUGCUCUUGGUGAAUUUUUGGGUAACUUACAUGUUUACAAAUCGACAGCUAAUGUAACUGAAGGAUUAAAGUACUAUCUUGAAAAGAGUAAUGUUGAAGAUGGAUAUGCCAAGUUCAGGGAUAUUGUCAUUAAGGAAAAGAAACCAAGAAAGAUUUUGAUUCAAGCUAACACUGUGUUGAAAGAUGACGGAAGUGUUGAAUUGAUUGAAUAUGAAGAAAGUGAAACUGGCAUGAUUGAAAGUUAUUACGACAGAAGAGUUUAG